UAUAUCAGUGUAAAGCCAAGCUGGUAGGGGCAACUCUCUCUCUCUUCUUCUCUGUAUCUCUCUCUCUGUCUCUUUCUCUCUCUCAUAUAUACUGUGAAUCUGUUACAGCCAGAGAUGCUCUGUACAGGACACUCUAGAAAAAUAAACCCUCUUCAACUUGCAGUAUCAGACAACCAUUGUACUGCUUUACAGCACACACAACAAACUAAAAAUUAACACACACACACUCCUUCUCUCUCUCUUUCUCUUUCCUUGUUGAUAAGUUUUUAUUCCUGUGCUUCUUCAAUAUUUUUUCACCUUUUUUUGCUGGUAUGGAUUUGUUUUUGUUGGUGUCUUUUUGAAUCAUCAAGAGUAUAAAAGGAGUUAUUUUUUGGGUUUUUGGGGUUGUGGGGUUUUGUAUUUAUAUGUAUAAUUUUUGAAUUGGGUGGUUUGGUAGAGAGGGGAAGUGGAGUGAUUGUGAAAAUAAACUCCUGAAAGUGUUGUCGGCGCUAUGUCACUUUCUGUCGGCAUUGUUUGUAUACAACGGUGAACAGAGAGAGAGAGAAAGAGAGUGAGUGAGUGAGUGAGUGAGUGUAAGAAAGCAUUACCAUUAAUUUUUUUAUUCUAAAAGUACAACAACAAAGUUUGAUAGACAGACAGCUAAGAGAGGCUUCCGGGUUUUCAUUCUUGGACUUAGAGAGUAGCUGGUACGUAUCUGUAUUUAUCAUCACCCUUUUUGGUAUGUCUGUAUCAUCGCCCACUGAAGAAGUAUAUUGAUUUUGGUUGGACAUAGUACACUGGGACUUGAAGAUUUGGUCGUGAUCCCAACUGGGUUUCAUUGAUUUUUUUUUUUUUUAAGUAGGAUAUAUUAUUUGGGGUAUCUUCUUGAUUUCAUUGUUGGGUUUUGCCUUAAAUAGAGCAUUCAUUUUCAAUGUUGGGAAUGUGGGUGAAUACUGAUUUGGUCGUUAGUAGUGGUAUUUAGAAGAUUCAUUUCACUUUAUCAUUGGCAAAUGAAGCUGCGGUUCUUAGAGAUCUGGCUGCAUUACUUCCCUAGGAAUUCAGGUUCAAUGCAUAACUAUUUGUAUCCCAAUUAUACUGUACAGCUUAGCUGAAGUGCUUCCCAUACCAGAUGUCAAGGCAUCUUGCAGCAAUAAUAGGAGCUGCUGCAGGAGCCGUGGCAUUGGUGGGGAUAGUUAUCUUCUUUAUAUGGUUCUGCCUCUCUCACAAAAGAAGUGUUUCAAGAACUUCUGAGACAGGAUCCUCUGAUCCGUCUGUUCAAGUGGGAAGACAUGUUGGAGUUGAGUUGUCAUUUCGAGAAACAAGGCGCUUCGAGAUGGAAGAAUUGUCUCUUGCCACAAAAAAUUUUAGUGAUAAACAAUUAAUCGGGGAAGGAAAAUUUGGGGAGGUAUACGAGGGCUGGCUUAAUGAUGGGGUGCUUGUGGCCAUCAAGAAGCGAUCUGGAGCACCUAGCCAGGAAUUUAUCAAUGAGGUACGCUACCUUUCACCUAUUCGGCAUCGAAAUCUUGUGACUCUAUUGGGCUAUUGUCAGGAAAAUAAUCUGCAGUUUCUUGUAUAUGAGCACGUACCUAAUAAAAACAUUUCCAGUCACUUGUACGGCACUGGCCAACUUCCGAAAGAAUUGCUAGAAUUCAAGCUUAGACUUACAAUAGCCCUAGGUGCAGCUAAAGGUUUGGCUCAUCUUCACUCCCAGUCUCCCCGUUUGAUACAUAAGAAUUUCAAAACAGCCAAUGUUCUUGUAGAUGAAAAUUUUAUACCUAAGGUUGCAGAUGCAGGACUUCGUAAUUUCCUCGGAAGAGCUGAUAUUGCGGGCCCAUCUUCUCAAGUGCAAGCAGAUGAGAUAUUCCUCUCCCCGGAAGUGCUAGAGUUCAGACGAUUUUCUGAAAAAAGUGAUGUAUACAGUUUUGGGGUAUUCCUUCUGGAGUUAGUAAGUGGGCGGGAAGCAACUGAAUCACCUUCUUUUGACUCAAAUCAGAACUUGGUUGAAUGGGUGCAAAAUAAUCAAGAAGAUAGCAAGUUUUCCAACAUCAUUGAUCAAAGAUUGGACAAUACCUUUACAGCUGAAGGCAUGGAAGAGGUCAUACAACUGAUAGUCCAAUGUGUCCAACCUUCAAGUGAGAGGCGACCUACCAUGAGCUAUGUGGUAAUGGAACUUGAUCGAAUACGAGAGAAAGAGAUCAGCUUGACGACAGUCAUGGGGGAAGGAACCCCACACGUGGCCCUUGGAAGCUUCUUAUUUAAAACAACAGAAUAAAAUAUAUUUGUUUGCAACCAUAAUGUUGAGAGUGAUAUUUGUUACAUACUUUUUUUUUUACUUUCUAUUUGUUAUAUUUUUCUUUUUUGAAACAUGAGAGAAGAAAUCCAGCUGUUUGAUAAGUGUAUAAAGAACAGCUGUAUUUUUUUUUUUCCAUAAAUGUAUGAGAAACCUUGAUGUAACCAUUAUUUUUGUUAAUAUCAAAGUGAAGCUUGGGGUGGGCUUGAUUUUU
Molecule: messenger RNA, 2483 nt
Organism: Quercus lobata
Lineage: Eukaryota; Viridiplantae; Streptophyta; Magnoliopsida; Fagales; Fagaceae
Product: Protein kinase superfamily protein
Exons: 8
Coding region: 1109-2251 (380 amino acids)
Biological process (GO): protein phosphorylation
Molecular function (GO): protein kinase activity; ATP binding
Source: RefSeq, a predicted model, not a curated record